AUGCAGCGGACAGUGUUUCGGACACUGUCAUCCAUGCAGAGGAAACUGCGCGUUUUCAGCGGCAGGGCCACGAAUAUAGGCGAUUGGGUGAGUGGACACUUUGCAACCGCCGCAACCCUCUGCGACACUUGGCAACUGCUUUCAGGUCUUCCGGAUAUCUCUUGUCGUUUUUGCGUUUCUCUGCGGUUUCGCCUGGUACACACGGACAAUCAACAUGUGGGCGAUGAAAAACAUUGGAGACACAUUUCUGAGGAAAGAUAUCAGUGAGUUGGUUGCGAUUGUAUGGCCACCGAGUCGACCACCGAUCCGUUUCAGACACUCGACAGAUUGUGCUCGGUAGUUUCUGGCGCGACGAACGCGAACAAAACGUGGACGGGCGCUUCGCAAUCGUUCAUUUUCUGGCCGACGGACGUAUCGAGCACCCCCUCUACUGCUUCUCUAUUCAGGCGAACAACCGGUAUCUGAGUGAGUUGUGCGGAGAGUUUUGAGAGAUUAAAUUAAAGUUUUGCAGUCACACGAGCCACCGUUCAACGCAUUCAUCGCGGGAAGAGAGCCUCGUCGGACAUUUGCUCGUGGGCCGGUCACAUUGCCGAGUGCGAUUUGGAUGUGCACGCAAUGAAGGAGUUCAAGUGAGUUGUUUUGCUUCAGUUGACGCUUUGAAUGAGAUCUUUCAGGAUCAGUACAACACCGAACGUCGAAGAUGCCAUGUUGGUCACUCCGGAAGCACCAUUGAGGUGAGUGACGGAGCUUCGUUCCUCGAUUGUGAACAUUUGUCUCAAUUGCAGAGAGCGCCGCCACGAUAUGGUCGUGUGCAUGGCUCCAAUGUACAUCUACACCGAUUGGGAGAUCCUCGUGACGGGAAUCGAAUUGUGGCUGGCGAUGGGCGCCACGAAGAUCGUGAUCCCAGUUCAAUCGGCCUCGCGGGCCACGUACCGAAUCCUUCAAGAGUACGAAAAGAAGGGAAUUGUGAUCAUCCGACACUGGCCCAAAUGGCCCAUUCUCUCCGAUACCAACCCCAACGGACUGGUCUUAUCGCGAGGAAUUGAGGAGUCCCACGUGAACUGCCUGUUCUUCGUCAAACCGUGGGCGGAUAUUGUCGUCUUCUCGGACAUUGACGACUUUUUGUUGCCGCUCGAUCCGACGUCAGUUGCUUCUGGAGACAAUCUGAGAAUCUUGAAGGUAUAGUUGCGACUGUCUUGUUGCUAACGGUUCUUAUGCCAAUUCCCAGAACCUGUUCGCCGAACAUCCUCAAGCCGGAUCUCUGCUCUUUGAGCACCGAGACGUGCAAUUUGUGCCGCCGAACCGACAAGGAGAUCAGAGUCUCGCCAAUUUCAACUUUGAAUUCCUGAGAAACUCGAAGAACAAGAUGAACUGUAACGUGUGGAGAAUGAAGACGAGGGUAGUCGUCAAUGCCAGUGAGUUCUAAAACAUCAUUGAUCCCAUUCAGACUGAUUUCAUCCGUUUUCCCAGGUCGUGUGGACAGUGUGAACAUGCAUGAGACGGGAAUUCACCGCUUCGGAUACGUUCAAACCAGAAUUCCGUGUCGCCAAGCCCACUUCUAUCAUCUCCGUCACUCCCACAACACCGUCCCCUCGCCCACGCCCAUCAACAUGUCCCCACUGGCUGAUAUGCUAAACAAGUGAGCUCUUUUGGACCUAUAAUACUCAUUUUUCUGCUCAGACAAUGGCAAUCGAGAGUGGAAGGAUUCGGCAGUUUCAAGAGUGAAGUGCUGAACAAGACGAACACAGAGUACUUGGAAGACUUCGACCGCUGCAUGGGAGCCAUAAAUGACGAGCACUGGACUAUGAAGGUCUCCCGGUGUCUGACGCCGCACGUCUGCUUCAGUCGGCUCAGAAGAGACGUGGAUUGUGUGGCGGUCGCCUCUGAGUACGAGUUCUACCGAUCUGGAAAAGGAUACUUUAUGAAUCCCAUCAAUCGUAAGUACUUAUUCUGCACAAGGCUUCUGAAAAUGUAAUAUGUAAAACUGUUUCAGUGCGAGUCCAAAAGUCGGAGACGAAUUGUGAAUCGCCGGUGCCUCCGUUCACCUCCGGAAACCAUUACUUUGCCCCGUAG
Messenger RNA from Caenorhabditis sp. 36 PRJEB53466, 2073 nucleotides. Lineage: Eukaryota; Metazoa; Nematoda; Chromadorea; Rhabditida; Rhabditidae. The record is from the annotation of a GenBank genome assembly.